Molecule: messenger RNA, 894 nt
Organism: Aspergillus costaricaensis CBS 115574
Lineage: Eukaryota; Fungi; Ascomycota; Eurotiomycetes; Eurotiales; Aspergillaceae
Exons: 2
Coding region: 1-894 (297 amino acids)
Biological process (GO): unsaturated fatty acid biosynthetic process
Cellular component (GO): endoplasmic reticulum membrane
Molecular function (GO): stearoyl-CoA 9-desaturase activity; iron ion binding; heme binding
Source: RefSeq, a predicted model, not a curated record
AUGGAGGCUCACAAGCUCCAACCGCGUGGUGAACAAAGAGUUCACAUCUCACAGCUCCCGAUGACGUGGCGAAAUUGGUAUAAGCACCUAAACUGGUGGGGAAUUAUCCUUACUAUAGUAGUUCCUCUUUACGGCUGCCUCCAGGCAUUCUCGACACCUCUUCAGAAAGAAACAGCAAUAUGGUCAGUCUUAUAUUACUUUUGUACGGGAUUUGGCAUCACUGCAGGCUAUCAUCGUCUUUGGGCACAUGCAUCAUAUGGGGCCUUCUUACCUUUAAAGGUCUUUCUGGCCCUGUCCAUAGCUCACUGGUUAGGAGAGCAACCAUUCGAUGACCGGAGAUCAUCACGGGAUCAUUUGAUCACUGCCCUUCUUGCAUUGGGAGAAGGGUAUCAUAAUUUCCACCAUUCCUUUCCCUCGGACUAUCGCAAUGCAGAGAAAUGGUGGCAAUAUGAUCCGACUAAAUGGAUUAUCUGGGUAUGGGGUCAGCUUGGGCUUGCUUAUGACCUUAAGACAUUCGCGGCCAGCGAGAUUCUAAAAUGUCGUCUGCAACAACGGCAAAAGCUUCUUGAUCAUGAGAAGCUGCAGCUUGAUUGGGGAAUUCCUAUUGAGAGCUUACCGGUGAUUCAAUGGAGGGAUUAUAUUUACCAGACAGAGGUCUCGAAGCGUCCUCUCAUUGUCAUUUCGGGUAUUGUGCAUGACGUGUCUCGCUUUAUGGAUACACAUCCUGGUGGCCGAAUUAUGAUCCAAAGCGGUAUCGGAAAGGAUGCCACAUCCAUGUUCAAGGGAGGUGUCUAUAUGCAUUCAAAGUCAGCUCACAACCAGCUUGCGAAGAUGAGGGUGGCUGUCAUAUACGGUGGUGGUGAAGUUGCUGAUUACCAAAGACAAGAGGAAUGA